GCCCUUCCCCAGCAGCUCCCCCAGCCCCUGCCGCCGAGCGGGGCUCUCCACGCCGAGGAGGAGGAGGAGGAGGAAGGACAGGGGGCCCCAUCCCUCGGCGCAGUGACCCUGGCCGGGCGCAGGAUGUGUCCCCUGGGCUGGCUGGGAGUGGCCAGCCUGUGCCUGGGGACACUUUGGGCUGUCCCAGCCAAGGAGAGGAGGAAAGCGGAGAAGCCCAAGGCUGACCUGACCCUCUAUGAAAACCCGGAUUUGGACAACUACGACCUGACCUUGGAUAACUACGGGGAGAUCCUGGACCUGAGCAACUACGAGGAGCUCUACGACUACGGGGACCUUGUCCCGAAGAUCGAGGUUGGCACCUUGGCUCCUCGCCCCAAGGACCCCAAAACCCACCCAGAGCUGGGUGAAACCACAGCUGGAACCCCAAAACCGCAGCCCCCGAGCGGCGCUGGCCCCGCGCCCCCAGCGCCCAUCCCCGGGCAGGGCCUGCCCAGCUGCCUGCUGUGCCUGUGCCUCGGCACCUCGGUGUACUGCGACGACGCCGACCUGGAGCAGAUCCCGGCGCUGCCCCCGGACACCGCGUACCUGUACGCCCGCUUCAACCGCAUCGCAGCCAUCCGUGCCCGAGACUUCUCCGGCCUCGGUGCGUCCCGGUCAGCGGGACCCACGGGGAAAAUCCCUCCCGGCAGAGUUAGGGUAGAGCAGUUAAAAAUCAGGAACAACAACAUCCAGACGAUGCACGAGGACACGUUCUGUGACAGCCAGGACCAGGGCCAGAUCCGCCGGGCGCUCGAGGACAUCCGCCUGGACGGGAACCCCAUCAAUCUCAGCCUCUUCCCCAACGCCUUCUUCUGCCUGCCCCGCCUGCCCACCGGGCGCUUCUCCUGAGCCCCCGAGCUGGAAAUGCAGGAAAAUAUUCCCAGAUCCCGUCCCAGAGCGCUCGGCCCCCGCUGCUCCCUGGGAAAUGUGGAUAACGUGGGGGUGUCUCACCCCAGUGUGAGCUCGGUGCUGGGGCAAACACAGCGGGGAGUAAUGAAAUAAAAAUAAAAUGAAG
This is a messenger RNA of Parus major (Great Tit), 1054 nucleotides long. RefSeq names its product opticin (gene OPTC). Bases 124 to 888 code for a protein of 254 amino acids. Lineage: Eukaryota; Metazoa; Chordata; Aves; Passeriformes; Paridae. The transcript has 5 exons. The record is from RefSeq and is a predicted model, not a curated record.